CAUCACCUCGUUGAGGUCGCAAGUUGUUGCUUGCUACCAUUGUUUCGAUCAAUUCUUGAAUUUGCUUUUCUCACCUAUCUAAAAGCCUCUACUAUGGUUGCAGCCUCUGCUAUAGCUACUACUUAAGCAGCAGAAGAUGGUUCAUACCACCACGAAGCCUCUUCCAACCAAACUAGUUGAUGACCUAGUGGUGGAAAUCCUCUCUCGAGUUCCUGCCAGGUCCUGGAUGAGAUUCCAAUGCGUCUCCAAAGCAUGGCUUGCUUUCACCUCCAACGUCUACUACCGGAAGAAACUUCCAGCCACCGUCUCCGGUCUCUUUUACACCGUCGGCACCUGGAACAUCGAUACAAGCUGGAGCACCGACGUCAAAUAUCUCAGCUUAUCGGCGGACCAGACCGUCGAUAUGACUCUGAGUUUCUUGCCACGUCUUCAAAACCUAGACAUCUUAGAUAGCUGCAAUGGGCUGCUCCUCUGCAAGUCAUGGAAUGCCAGGUCUGAGGGCUACUACUACUAUGUCUGCAACCCUGCAAUGCAAAAAUGGAUCACCCUCCCAAAGCCAGAUGGAAGCUUAGAUACUUUUUUCCUGGCUUUCGAUCCUCAAGUCUCCCACCAUUUCCAUGUCCUUCACUUCGACGACGAUGUGAAAAGAACCGGCAUUAAGCUUGAGAUCUUUUCAUCUAAGACAGGUGAAUGGGUUCGUGGUCAAGCGCACUGGGAGGAUAGCAUCGGAUACAUGCUUUCCUGGCCUGGUGUCUUCUUUGAUGGAAUUGUUCAUAUGUUGAGUAUUGAAGACUAUGUCCUGGGAUUCGAUAACAAGGGAAACAUCUGCAGCAAAAUCAAGCUGCCUGAAUCUGAUUCUUCUGGCAACAAAUGGCUUGGCCACUCAGGUGGGUAUUUAAAUUUUGCCUGCAAAUGGGAGAACAAAAUAGAGUUUUGGAUUCUGAAGGACUACUUUAAUAAUGAAUGGGUCCUGAAGCAUUCUAUGGAUGUGGAUACCAUUCCUCAUAAAGCGCGUUCCAAGACAGUUGAGCUUGAGUUUUACCUCCAGGACUCUGACUACUUUGACAUUGUGGCAUUUCACCCGGACUUGGGUGUUGUUUUUCUGCAAGUAGGAGAUGAGCUCCUUGCCUACCACUUGAACAGUGCUAGAACCGAAGAGCUUGUCAGCUUGAGGCGUGAAUGGAUAGCAAAAUUUUAUACUUACUCACCUUGCUUCUUAGAUGUCUUUGGUGAUGAUGGCAUCUAGCUGAAUCAGGGUUGGUGAAGGUAGAUUACAUGCACUGUUCUUUAUGUGUUCAGAACAUUUUUAGGAUUAUCUUGUGUUCUUCCAUGGCAUAGUCUUAUUGUGGACUGCAUGGUAUGUAGGGAUCGAGUUUGCUUCCGAAGUUUUAAUCGAAAUUUGACAAUUCUGUUAAUUUAUCAGAACUGGUCUAGCCGUAAAGAUACUGGUAUCCAUUCAGGAGAUCUAUGAUCUAAUGUGGUGUUUCAUUUUAUUUCUUACUUUAUUCUAGAAAAUAUCUUAUCUCAGGCAUUAAAAGCUAAUAUCUUAUCUCAGGCAUUAAAAGCUACAUUGAAGUGACUCUGUUGGCAUUUUCAUCGAGCACCUUCAACUCUAUUUCUUGUUUUUAAAGAGCACAAGUUUACUGGAUGUAUCUGAACCCAGUAAUUUUAAACUCGAUUCGAAAUUACACUCAGAUUAGACUCGAUCAAAUAAUAUGAAAAUCAAGCUUAAUCUUAAAACUUGGCUUGAACAUAAUUUCAAACAAAGUAUGACUAGACCUAGGCACAAUUAAGCUCGACUCAGUUGAAUCCGUGUCUAUGGCCAGCUGAUAGUGAGGCUGGCCAUAAGCAUCAAUUUCCAAAGGAUCUGUGACUAUUGUUGAAAAAUGCAGAAAAUGUCAACAAAUAUUUGCUUUUUAUAGAUAUAUAAAUCUUGUUGUUUGCUAAUAUGCAGUUUGUUUUUUACCUACAUAGAUAUAUAAAUCUUGUUGUCUGCUAAUAUGCAGUUGCUUUUUAUCUAUAUAGAUAUAUAAAUCUUCUUGUCUGCUAAUAUGCAGUUGUUGUUGUUGUAGACCAUAUCUUUGUGUCCAAAAGAAAUAGAAAAGAAAAAAAAGAAAACCAAAACAAUUGUUCCCUUCACAAUGUGCUUUAGAACAAUUUAGUUUGCAGACCCUUUAAUUGUUCUCUGAUAAGCCGAUAAAUCAAAGAUCAGGAACCCAACUCAAGAGCGCAAAUAGCUUUUAGUCAGUGAUGCUUACCACAACAACUGUUUUUAGUAGGAUUCUCAUUACAUUAUUCAUGUCAAGUGAUUUCUCACAAGCAUUUCUUAGAAUUGGAUCCUCGAAUGACUUUGAAAAUUAGCUUUCUAUAAUCUAGAGUGCCUCUUCCAUUCAUCACAAAGUGACAUACAAAAGACAAAAAUAUAGCUUCUUUGUUGCCUCGACUGCCCAUCAUUUCAAAAUAACAGUCAAUGAGAGGCCUAGGGUGGUACUAUUUCUCUCCAUGUAAGUGCUGGAGGUUACUUUUCCUUCCAACAAGAUGGUUGUCCAUGGUAGGCUACAGUUUGUUGGUGUUCAUCCCCGUGAAUGAUGGAUCCCAAUCUAGAUAGAAUUAGCUGCUCUACACCGGAGUAAUACAUCUCUCCUAAGAACUGGAAGGAACCAAAUUGUGGCCAAGUGGCCAAGGGAGACUGGCAAAUCCUCAAUGGAUUUAUGCAUCCCAUUCAACAUUUCAUUUCCUGUACUCUCAUCACGAUAUUAUAUUUUCACUGCUGUCCUUAAUUUCUUUAGAAAUUGGAUCCGAAACAUUUUUCACAAGCCAUGAAAAAUCCUCACAAUUUCAGUCUAAGGUUAGAGCUUUCACGAGAAAGUAAAUCAAAAAAAUCAAAAAAAAAAAAAAAAGUUAAGGAGAAAAAUUAUGCAUUAAAUCAGGCUAAAAUAUACUGUUUGGUAUAUUUGGGUGUCGUAUGGUUUCAGUCAUCUAAAACUUUUUAACUAUCAAAAUUUAAUUAAAAAGAAAAAAUGUUAGAUUUAAUAGGAAAAUAAUUUAGGAAAAUAAGAUAGAUAAGAUAUCAUUUUAUAAUUAAAAAUUCCAACUUCGUUAAUAUCUUGUAGAAAAAUGUAGACAUGUAAAGGAGCAAAAGUUUAUUUCUACUCUUUUUAAGAAUUAAGUAUUAUAAUACUUUAAAUUUGAUUAUUUUGUAAAAUUUCAUGAAAUGCAACUGUUAUGUGCUUGAUUCAAAUAAAGAUAAAAAUAUAAAAGAAAUAGAAAAGGGUUGACUUCAAGGAAACCAACCUCCUAAUAUCCUCUUCAAGCAGGAUCAAACUAGUCUCCCAAAGAAGAACAAUUUAGAUCUGAAUUCUCAGCCCAUUCAUUCAGUCACAUUAGCAUAAGUAAUUUUACUGCAAUUACAAUGUUUAACGACUCCCCGUGACUAUCCAUACACCAUAACACAUCCAAUAUAACAACAUUACACAACUAAUACAAAGAAUAACUACCCAAUACAUCAGAUUAAUUCAUAAAUAUAAUCAUAUCUUUUAAAUCUAAUGUUGACUAAUAAAUAAGUCAAUAACAUUCCAUCCUCCCUAAAUCAACCUUGUCCUCAAGGUUGACUUUUUGGGUUUCAAUGGAGGUGGCCAACCAACUUCUUUUAUACUAAUCUAGUGAGAGUAAUCUUUCCUGCACCAUAAGGAUGCGCCACAUAUUGGGCCACCACUAUAAAUUUCAUUGUCUCCAUUUACCUCCAGAAUUAUUGAUGAAAUAAAAUGGAGAAGCCUUAAAUUUAGUAUGAUCAAUCUUCCUUUUAGUACCAAUUUCAAAGGUGUCCUUAAGCAAUUUUUCACUAAGUCUUAGGCCUUCAUCAAUGUGACAUAGUUCCUUCAUCAAGUUCUCAAGCAUUCCCUAAUACCCAAAUUUACUUCAAUCAGUUUCUUGGCAAGUGUUUCCAUAUCAUUCAAACCAUCAUGGAUCUUCAAUAAGGUAUCCAUGUUGCAGAAUUGUGAGCUCUAAGAUCAAAUGCUAUGUGCCUGAUUCACAUAAAAAGAUAACAAAGAGAAGAAAUAGAAGACAGUUCACUAUGAGGGGAACCAUCCUCCUAAGAUCCUCUUCAAGGGAGAUCAAUUUUCCUAGUUCUCCAAAGGAUAAACACUUCAGAUCUGAAUUCUCCUCGCCGUUCAUGAGCAGGCACUCUGGGUUAGUGCCCAGUCUCCAGAGUAGCUUGUCCAUAAAAGCUCCAGUUUACCAGGUGGAGCUACAAAUAGGAGGAUGGAAAGGGGCAUUCAUUCACAUCAGUAUAAAUAAUUUUACAACAAUAACCACCCUUUAGUAAGUACCCACAACCACCCAUGCAUACUAACACAUCCAAGACAAACUACAUUGCACCACGAAUACAGGGAAUAACUACCCCAUACACCAGAUUACUUACUAAAAAUAAUCAUAUUGUUAAAUAUAAUAUCAAACAUUAAAACCUUGAACGGAACCUUUUCAAUCCUUUCAUCAAUAUUUAUAAAUAUAAAAUUGAGGCAACAAAGUUUAAGAUGGUGGUCCAAUAUGUGGCAGACAUCAUCCUUAUGUUGCAAGAAAGAUUAGUCUCACCAAAUUGCUAUAAAGACAAGGAAGUUCAUUGGCUGCCUCCACUGAAGCCCAAAAGGUCAACCUUGAGGAGAAGGAUAAUUUAAGCGGGAUGUAAUGUUAUGUACUUAUUCAUUAGACAAUUGUAGAUAUAGAAAUAUAAUUAUUUUUUUUGGUAUUACUAUGACGUUCUGGGUAGUUAUUCUUUGCAUCGGUGGUGUAAUGUAGUUAUCUUGGAUGUGUUAUUGUGUAGGGGUACUUAUGGAUGGUUACUAAAAGGUAGUUAUUACUGUAAAAUUAUUUAUGCUGACAUGAAUGAAUGAAUGGGUACAACAAUUCAGAUCUAAAGCCUUCAUCUUUUGAAGAACUAGGAGGAUAAAUCCCUCUCAAAGGGGAUCUUAGGAAGUUGGUUCCACUUGAAUUGAACCCUUUUCUAAUUCUUUUUGAUUUUAUCUUUUUAUUUGAAUCAAGCACAUAACAUUUGGUAUCAAAGUCGAUUCUACAGAUUGAAGAACAUUAUGGAAAAUUUUAGAUCUAAUAGUGUUCUUUGGAGAACUAGGAGGAUUGAUUCCCUUAGAGAAGGAUCUUAGAAGGGUUGGUUCCCCUUGAUGUGAACCUUUUCAAUCUUUUUAUAUUUCAACAUCCUAUUUCAAUUAGGCACACAUCAAGUAUCAAAGCAGACAAAUCUGCAGAGUGGGCAUUUUAUUGGAGAUCCAUAAUGAUUUGGAUGACCUCAAAUAGUUCUUUGGAAAGCGAUUAAAAGCAAAUCAGUAGAUUCAUGAAUGCUUGAAGAGAAUGGGGGGCCAACAUCAAUUUGAUGAAGUCUUAAGAUAUAGAGAGGAGUUGCUUAAGAAGGCUUGCAAGGUUAAAAGCAAGAGGAAGAUUGACUAUGUCAUAGUCAGGCUUCUCCAAUCAAUAUCAUCAAGAUCUGUGAAUACAAUUGUAGGCAUCAGAGUUCAAGAUGGUGGUUUGCAAGUGUCUCUUUGAUAAUGCAAAGAAGAGAUAAAUCUCACCAGAUUGCUACAAAGAUAAGGAAGCACGUUUGCCACCCCCAUUGAAGGCCAAAAAUCAACUUUGAGGAUAAGGUAGUAAUAGGACAGGUGGAAUGUAAAGAUGUUGGAUUAAAAUAUUGCUAGUUUUAGAAAUUAAUGCAGUGUAUUACGUAGUUGUUUCUGUAUUUUUGUUGCAGGGUUGUUCUUUUGGGUGCUUUAUUGUGUAUGGGUGGUAAUAAGUUGUCACCGAAAGGUGGUUAUUAUUGUAAAAUAUAAAUAUUUAUGUUCAUUAUAAAGAGUUAUGGAGAAUUUCAUGUGGUUCUCUUAGGAGAACUAGAAGGACUAAUUCCCUUGGUAGAGAAUCUGAGUGUUUGUUCCCCUCAAACUGAACGUUUUCAAUAUCUUUUUCUUUUUCAGCAUCUUAUUACAAUUAGGCACGCAUCAGCAACUAAGGUCUAGAUGAUCUUGCUUGAUUUCUAAAGAUCCAAAACAUUAAUAUAACAAAAUUAACUAAUUAAUUUUAUGUAUUCUUCAAAUCUGUUAUAAUAUUAAAAGACAACUCCUGAGCAGUGCAUGAAGCUCUGUUUAGGGGUCAUCUUUUUAAAUUGGAGACCUGGGUGCUUUCAAUUCAACUUAAAACUCAAAAAUGUGUUUACUUUAAAAAAAAUUGAUUCCUAAAAGCUCCAUUCAUGAUCUAUUAGCAAGAUCACAAAGGAAAAAAGAAAACAUGUAAACCACAAAAUUGGCUCGUAGGCUUAUGUAAAUCAGUUUCGGCUGAAAGUAGAUAAAUGCUCGUAAUGCUCCGUUGAACUCGCUCAAAUCAUGGAACUCAAACAGUUUUGAAUUUAUUUUACCCUAUGCUUCAAUUGAGACCAAAAAUCAUUAAAGUUGUAACCUUGGUCCGCUACUAUAUUUGUCCAAAAUUAUCUAAUUAUCAAAAUUGAAUUACAAUAGUUCAUCCUACUACCAUAAAUUUCACCACAUUUAACUGUCAACCCUCUUGAUAACAAUAUGUUUCAUGCAAACCACAACACAGCAAAAUUCAUUACUAAUAGCAAAAGAUAGCUGGUGCAUGCUGACUUAGUUUACAGUUGUUCUGUAAGAAAUGGGGCACAUACAUGCAAUUCAAUCCAUGCAGAUUUAAAAGCAGAGAUCAUGUCUACUGCUACGAACACAUCAAUUGACUAAAAUCAGCCAAUAUGAUUGCAAAUAAAAGCCUAAUGAU
This is a messenger RNA of Phoenix dactylifera (date palm), 6786 nucleotides long. RefSeq names its product F-box protein At5g49610-like. Gene Ontology annotation, molecular function: protein binding. NCBI's taxonomy places the organism in Eukaryota, Viridiplantae, Streptophyta, Magnoliopsida, Arecales, Arecaceae. The record is from RefSeq and is a predicted model, not a curated record.